AAAAUGUUGGUUUUAUUUACAGAUUGUGACUGAGUCUGAAAAUGAAAAUGAGACGUUACCAAGACUAAGACGCACUAAAAGCAUCAUAAUGGAAAAUGCUGAUCUGGACAAUUCUGAUGAACUGUAUGAUUCUACUCCAGAGAGUUCAGAUGAUUACAUUCCAGAUACAACUAGCGACAGCGAUAGUGACAGUAGUAGUAGCCUUAAACAAAACUCAAGGAAACGUCAGUCUCUUGAUUUGCCAAGUGACUCUGGAUCAGAUAGAUCACCUGUCUGUGACACCACAACUUCAGACAAAUUGGUUUUUGAAAGGCACCACCUUACAUCUGAAAACACUGAAACAGAAGAAGAACCUUGUUCAAGUCAAAGCAUAAGUAACAGCGUGGUUGUUAGUGCAUGCAAAAAACGAGGUGGGAAGAGAGUGUACGACAAGAGACAUUACUGCGUAUAUUGCCUUAAACCUUUUGCUAAGAUGGCAAGGCAUCUUCAAGGUGCACAUAAAAAUGAAUCUGAUGUUGCUAAAGCGCUAAGCUUUUCAAAAGGUUCCAGUGAGAGAAAGAAACAGCUGGAUUAUAUUCGUAACAAAGGAAAUUACAUUCACAAUGCUACUGUCAUGGAAUCAGGAAAGGGGAAGUUAGUACCCUUUAAGCGACCACCUAAAGAUGAGCAGGGAAAUGACUUCAUGCACUGUGCAUACUGUCAAGGACUAUUUACAAGAAAGGUUCUGUGGCGACAUAUGCGUAGCUGUCAAUUCAAACCUGGAUCAGUCGUCCCCAAACCAGGAAAGAACCGUGUUCAGUCCAUGUGUACAUACACAGGACCUGUGCCUUCACACAUUAGCAAACAGCUGUGGAAAGUAAUCAGCGCCAUGAAUCCUGACCCAGUCACUGAUAUAAUAAAGACUGACCAGGCCAUUAUUGACGUUGGGCAACACUUGCUAAAUAAAGGUGGGCUGUCAGCCAAAAACCAACAGUAUGUGCGAGAGAAGAUGCGAGAAAUGGGACGGCUCAUGUGCAGUGCCAGGAGAGUCACCAGCUUGAAAAAAAUGGAAGAUCUGAUAAAUCCACAAAACUACAUGGAGACUGUUGAAGCUGUUAGAAUCACAUGUGGGUUCAACAAUGAAACAAACAAGUUCUCUGUUCCAUCACUAGCAAACAAGCUUGGAAAUGUCCUAGUUAAAGUAAGCAAACUCUUAAAAGCUCAGGGUUUAAUCACAGAUAACAAGGAGCUUGUGAAGAAUGCCAGUGAGUUUCAAGAAGUUCAUCGGGAGAAGUGGAAUGAGAUGAUUUCAUCUGCAGCCUUAAGGAACAUCAGGGAAGCAAAGUGGAAUGUGCCCACCCUAAUGCCCUUUACCGAAGAUGUCCAAAAACUGCAUGCAUAUCUUAGUCAAGUGCAAGAUGAGUGGUACAAUUCACUCACAGAAAGUCCAUGUACAAAGGCCUGGAUGGAACUGGCAAAAGUGUGUCUGACCCAGAUCAUUCUUUUUAACCGACGCAGGGAAGGAGAGGUGGCAAGCAUGCCGUUAUCAGCAUAUUUAUCUAGAGACACUACCGAUCCACACGAGGAUGUGGACUGGGCGCUCUCUGAAGUGGAAAAAAAACUCUGCAGACACUUCUCUAGGAUCAUCAUCAGAGGAAAACGUGGUCGCCCAGUUCCAAUUCUGUUGACUCCAAAAAUGAUGUCUGCUUUAGAACUCCUUGUUAAACAAAGAGAGGCUUGUGGAGUUCUAAAAGAUAACAGUUACAUGUUUGCAAGACCGGAAGCGGCAACACAUUUCAGAGGUUCAGACUGCAUUCGUGGCUUCGCGAAGGCAUGUGGUGCGAAGUGUCCAGAGUCACUGACCUCAACCAGGCUGAGAAAGCAUGCUGCAACCCUUUCAACGGUGCUAAACAUGACAGACACAGAGAUGGACCAACUAGCCAACUUCCUGGGACAUGACAUAAGAAUCCAUCGUGAGUUCUAUCGACUCCCAGAAAAGACCCUGCAACUUGCCAAGAUCAGCAAAGUUCUUGUGGCUCUCGAGAAAGGACGAUUAGCUGAGUUUCAGGGCAAGAAUUUGGAUGAAAUUGGCAUAGAUCCUGAUGAAAAGGUUCAGGCCAGUGAUGAGGAAGAUGGAAGCAUACAGGAGGAAAUCUGCUCAUCCACUCCUGAUGAACUAUUGGCAGAAGAGACACUUCCUCCUGCAGAGAGGGAAGAAAUGCCUCCACCACCACCACCACCACCCUCCAAGAGGUACAAACCAUCGUCAGAAGUCAGUACUAAAAAUCCUUCAUCCAAAGGUAAACCUUUGCAAAAGAAGACUCCAUGGCAGCAGACAGAGGUGCAGGCAGUGGAAAAGCACAUGAAGCGCUUCAUUACAUCUUGCAUUGUUCCUGGAAAAGCUGACUGCGAAAAGUGCAUAAGAGCUGAACCAGAAGCCCUUAAAAACAGGGAAUGGCAGAAUGUAAAAUUUUAUGUCCAUAAUCGCAUUAUGUCACACAAGAGGAAAUUCCAGAAAAAAAUGUAAAGACUUUCAGGUAGGACCAUUUUUGUUCCUGUUCAUGCUUCAGCAAAAUAUACCACAUUGGUGGUUGUUCUGUUGUAUGUAUAUGUUUUAUAUAUAUACAGUGUUAAUUGAUGUUAAUUUGAGUUCAGCUUUACAUAACUCAUAACAACUGGAUUUCAUUGAGUUGUGAUAGUGAAAGUGCUUAAACCUGUUGCUGGGUGAUUGACUGUGGAUAAAAAUAUAAAAACAAAUGCUUGUAUCUGGAAAAAAAAAAGAAAAUAAAAGCUCUAACAGUGGGAACUUAAAGUGUUUGAAGGUUGGAUUGACUAUAUGAGUUUGCAAAUAUAUGGAAAAUUCCACUAUUCUUUGAACUUUUAUGCAAAUGGAAACAAAUGUUUUUUGAUUUACCCAAUUAUGUGUUUUACCUAACUGUAUCAUAGUGAUGGUACAAACACUGUAACAAGAAAUAUAAAGUUGUCUCAUAUUCAUGUAAAAUCCUGUAAUAUUACUCUACUCCCUCAGUCCAGGGCACUUAUCAGCUGUAGAUGGAGGCUAGGAGUAAAAAAAUACCAAUUCCCACUUUUAAUAACCAAUUAGAAUUUUAUUUAAUCAUAUUUAUUUCUCUAUCUUUGAAUCUGGUUGUGUUGUAUUAUUGCUGGACACAUGCUAAAUCUCUAUACAUCAUUUAUGAACAUUUAAGCUAAGCUAAAAUUCAACAUGUUUUUGUUUAUUUCAGGAUCUUAUAAUUUGCUGUAGAUUAAACCUGAUUUAGAUUUAUUUGUAAUGCAUUUAUUGUUUUUGCAAGGUCCCCACUAAACACACUGGAAUUUGUGUGAAUUAUUUAAAUAAUAUGCAGAUAAUAUUAAAAUUAUGUCCCCAUUAUUAAUGUUAACUUGAUUUUCUAAGGUCCCCAUUUAGCAUGGUCAUGACAUCUUACUUGCUCAAAUUGGAUAUUUGAAGUCGUGUAUAAGCUUACAAAAAAUCGGUAAGUAUGGAUUAUUAUUUUUGUACCUCUAGUACCUUUAGAAAGGGUCGUCCCCACAGGUGACGUUCAUAACAUUGGUCCCCAUCCAGCAUGGAAACCAACAUGUGUGUGUUAGUGUGUGUGUGUGUGU
This is a messenger RNA of Astyanax mexicanus (Mexican tetra), 3600 nucleotides long. RefSeq lists its product as uncharacterized. The transcript is spliced from 5 exons. The record is from RefSeq and is a predicted model, not a curated record. Gene Ontology annotation, molecular function: DNA binding. NCBI's taxonomy places the organism in Eukaryota, Metazoa, Chordata, Actinopteri, Characiformes, Acestrorhamphidae. Gene Ontology annotation, biological process: DNA recombination; DNA integration. Bases 89 to 2506 code for a protein of 805 amino acids.